Messenger RNA from Gadus chalcogrammus (walleye pollock), 5169 nucleotides. RefSeq names its product solute carrier family 12 member 2-like (gene slc12a2l). NCBI's taxonomy places the organism in Eukaryota, Metazoa, Chordata, Actinopteri, Gadiformes, Gadidae. Gene Ontology annotation, cellular component: membrane. The record is from RefSeq and is a predicted model, not a curated record. Bases 497 to 3790 code for a protein of 1097 amino acids. Gene Ontology annotation, molecular function: sodium:potassium:chloride symporter activity; ammonium channel activity. Gene Ontology annotation, biological process: sodium ion transmembrane transport; cell volume homeostasis; chloride ion homeostasis. The transcript is spliced from 26 exons.
AUGCAUUUGUAUUUCUUUGUCCAUUUAUUGAAGAAACCUGAAUGGGGUUAUGUUUCGUGGAACCAUCCUCUCCCCCCCCCUCCAACUGUUCUCUCUGGUGGUCUCUCUGGGGGUCCCGGUCCAGGACCACAGCGGUCAGCCUCCCAUCCCAGUCUCAAAAGACUGAUUGUCAUUUCGCACCAUUUCUCCUCCAUCUCGAGACAUCAGAGCAGUAGGAGGAGUAGGAGUAAGGGGAGGACAAAGAAGAGAGGACGGCUUGCUGUCCGUUACGCCCCGAAGCUUGGCAGAAGCCAUGCUGCGUACUCAGACCCAGAGGGAGACAGAACACCUUCAGGCCCCUGACAGCCCUGCUGUUAUCACCCCACGCGGCAGUGUAUUGUAGGCCCACUGUUGGGUGCUGAUGGGACGUCGGUGAGUCGUGCGUCACAGCUCUGGUUCAGAGUGUUUUCUACUCUGGUGGUUCGGUUUCGCACGCAGUUAAUCAACAUCGUUGGAUAUGUCUGGACCCCCGGGUCAGAAACCAGCUCUGCGGGCCAGCGGCUCCCCAAAGAGCCGCUUCCAGGUGGACGUUGUCAUGGAGGCAGAGAGAGCCGAGGCCUCCACAGGGGGUCGGUCACCAGCUCCCGGGACGGAUGACCUCAAGGGCCGGUCCAGAGUGGUGGUGGGCUUCCUGGACCCAGAGGGCCUUGGGAGCGCUAUGGACAUCGGACUCCCACCCGACGUCUCCCAUAACGGGGACACGGUGAAGAGCGACUCGGUCAGCCUCCACUCCACAGGCACGGGACACACGCACGUUUCGGACUCGCAGUCCAACACCUACUACAUGCGGACGUUUGGACACAACACCAUCGACGCCGUACCCAACAUCGACUUCUACCGAAAUACCGCUGCGGCGUUGGGAGAGAAGCUGAUCCGACCAUCGCUGUCAGAACUCCAUGAUGAGCUGGACAAGGAGCCCUUUGAGGACGGUCUGGCCAAUGGGGAGGAGCCCUCCGCAGCAGAGGAGGCAGCAGCCUUGGCAGCCAAGCAGGCCAAAGGAGGAACUAUCAAGUUUGGUUGGGUGAAAGGUGUCCUGGUGCGCUGCAUGCUCAACAUCUGGGGGGUCAUGCUGUUCAUCAGGAUGUCCUGGAUCGUUGGCCAAGCAGGCAUCGGGCUGACUAUCGCUAUCAUCUGCAUGGCAACGCUGGUCACCACCAUCACCGGACUGUCCACCUCUGCCAUAGCAACCAACGGAUUUGUGAGAGGAGGAGGAGCGUACUACCUGAUCUCCCGCAGUCUGGGUCCUGAGUUCGGCGGAUCCAUUGGACUAAUUUUCGCUUUCGCCAACGCCGUUGCCGUGGCGAUGUACGUGGUGGGCUUCGCUGAGACAGUCGUCGAGAUGCUGAACGAUGUGGAUGCGUUGAUGACUGACGAGCUGAACGACAUUCGAAUCGUCGGAACGCUGACCGUCAUCCUGCUGCUGGGAAUCUCAGUGGCCGGGAUGGAGUGGGAGGCCAAGGCUCAGAUUGUUCUGCUAAUCAUCCUCCUGGGGGCCAUCGUUAACUACUUCAUGGGGACCUUCCUCACUGUGGAGGAAAAGGAACCCAAGGGGUUCUUCGGCUACAACUCGGCCAUCUUCCUGGAAAACUUGGGCCCAGACUUCAGAGAGGAGGAGUCCUUCUUCUCCGUGUUUGCUAUUUUUUUCCCAGCAGCCACUGGGAUCUUGGCGGGGGCCAACAUCUCUGGUGACCUCACUGACCCUCAGUCAGCUAUCCCUAAAGGCACCCUGCUGGCCAUCGUUAUCACUGGCAUCACCUACAUCGCUGUCGCUCUCUCCACAGGAGCCUGCAUCGUGAGGGAUGCUACAGGUGACCUCAACGACACAGUGACGGACACGGUGAACUGCACGGACGCUGCCUGUACCCUGGGGUACGACUUCUCCAUCUGCAAGGAGGGAGGCUGUCAAUACGGCCUGAUUAAUGACUUCCAGGUCAUGAGUCUGGUGUCUGGGUUCGGUCCUUUGAUCUCUGCGGGGAUCUUCUCGGCGACACUGUCCUCCGCCCUUGCUUCGCUCGUCAGUGCUCCUAAAGUUUUCCAGGCACUCUGUAAGGACAACAUUUACCCUGGACUUGGUAUGUUUGCAAAGGGUUAUGGGAAAAACAACGAACCUCUGCGAGGCUACGUACUGACCUUCUGCAUUGGCCUGGCCUUCAUCCUGAUUGCGGAGUUGAACAUCAUCGCUCCCAUCAUCUCCAACUUCUUCCUGGCGUCCUAUGCUCUGAUCAACUUCUCUGUGUUCCACGCCUCGCUAGCCAACUCCCCAGGGUGGCGUCCCAGCUUUAAGUAUUACAACAAGUGGGUGUCCCUGGCCGGGGCCGUGCUGUGCGUGGUCGUAAUGUUCGUCAUCAACUGGUGGGCCGCCCUCGUCACGCUUCUCAUAGUCCUGGCCCUGUACAUCUACGUCAGCUACAAGAAACCUGAUGUGAACUGGGGCUCCUCCACCCAGGCCCUGAUGUUUAAUCAGGCUCUGACCCACUCCAUCAAUCUGACUGGGGUGGAGGACCAUGUCAAGAACUUCAGGCCCCAGUGUUUGGUGAUGACCGGGUACCCCACGUCCCGCCCUGCCCUUGCCCACCUGGUGCACUCCUUCACCAAGAACGUGGGCCUGAUGGUCUGUGGCCACAUCAGGACUGUGACCCGCCGGCCAAACUUUAAGGAGCUGGCCCAGGACCACGCCCGCUGCCAGCGCUGGCUCCAUAAGAAACACAUCAAAGCCUUCUAUACCCCUGUGUUCUCUGACAACCUGCGGCACGGAACACAGGUGCUCCUACAGGCUACAGGUCUAGGCCGACUACGACCCAACACACUGGUCCUGGGCUUCAAGACCAACUGGAGCGAUGGACACAUGAGGGACGUGGACAUCUACAUCAACACAAUACACGAUGCUUUUGACCUCCAGUUUGGAGUGGUCAUCCUCCGGCUUCAGGACGGACUGGACAUCUCUCACAUCCCGGGCCAAGAUGAGUCAUCCUUGGAAAAGCCAGCUGGGACCGUUGCCAAGGAGAUGCCGGUGACUGUAAGCGUGGCUAAAGACUCAGACUCAGACUCCUGCCCCUCCAAGACCACCAGCCUCCAAAACAGCCCUAUGAUCAGCAGAGACAUCAAGUCACCUCUUAGCCUCAGAGACCAACGACUACUGGACACCAGCCAGCAGUUCAGGAAGAAGCAAGGCAAAGGAACCAUUGACGUCUGGUGGCUGUUUGACGACGGAGGUCUAACACUGUUGAUUCCAUACCUGUUGACCAAUAAGAAGAAGUGGGGCGACUGCAGGAUCCGUGUUUUUAUUGGUGGAAAGAUCAACCGCAUCGACCAUGACCGGCGAGCAAUGGCCACCCUUCUAAGCCGCUUCAGAAUCGACUUCUCUGACAUCAAUGUUCUGGGAGACAUCAACACCAAACCCAAAAAACACAAUAAACUGAGCUUCAAGGAGCUGAUUGAGCCCUACAGGCUGAAGGAGGACGACAUGGAGCAGGCUGAAGCCGAGCACCUUAAGGCUCUGGAGCCCUGGAGGAUCAGCGACAAUGAGCUGGAGCUGUACAGGGCCAAGACCAACCGGCAGAUCCGACUGAACGAGCUGCUCAAGGAACAUUCAAGCUCAGCCAAACUAAUCGUCAUGAGUCUGCCCCUCGCCAGAAAGGGGACCAUCUCUAGCGCCCUCUACAUGUGCUGGCUGGAGACACUAUCCCGAGACCUGCCUCCUGUCCUACUGGUCAGGGGGAACCACCAGAGUGUCCUCACAUUCUACUCCUAACACACACACACGCUCAAAACACACACACGUGCAAAAGACACAAUACACACACACGCGCAAAUCACAUGCACGCAAAACACACACACGCAAAACACACACGCACGCAAAACACUCACAAGCAAAACACACACACAAGCAAAACACACACACACGCAAAACACACACACACACACACACGCAAAGCAUGCACACACAAGCAAAAUACACACACAUACACAAGCAGGAUAAAUGCAGGUGCCUUCAUAAAUUAGAGCCUAGAGGCUUUUUUGCUGUCUGGCUACUAUAGUGUUGGUUCAUUUUAAGAGGACAUAAGGAUGUUACAUAUUGUUUGCACUGUAACAUUACAAAUAAGGAUCAGAAAUGUUUUAAAAAGCCAGUUUAUAGAGAUACUAAUUUAAAUGGAUGUUUUACAGCUACCUCUCUUUAAAGAGGUAUAUUUAUAUUGCUAUAUAUUUAUGUGAUAGAUUAAUGAUUCAAUUUCUUUUUUUAUGUAUUUAUUUAAUAAUGUUUAUUAUACUGCUUUGACGGUGAACAAUAUUGGGUUAAUGGUGUUGUAUACAUUCUAAUCCUGUGUAAUCUUGCAUUGUUUUCCUACUGGAUCACGAUAAGUUAAUCAGUUGUUUAAUGUUUUCUUGACGGGAAAUGGAGACUGAAAGUUGCAACAUAUCGUGGUGCCCCACAAUGUAAUGGGGCUGUUUGGCUUAAAUGUUAUCAAUUACAGUUUAUUCAUGUUCGGACAUUGUAAAGAUUUAACAUGUAAUUAUGUGUACUGUGUAAGGGUGGUUGUUUUAUGGUGGAAGAUAGUUUGAGUUUGUCUAAAUUAUGGUUGCCCCCAAAUAAUAAUUAUAAAAAUACAAUUAUGCAUAAAGUUUUGAAGUCUUGCGUGUCUUCUUGAAGAUAAUCCUGAACCUUACUUGCUAGCCUCACAAAACCAGCCUUAUCAGGUUUGGGAUAUUAGUUUUGAGAAGCCCACCAAACAACAUUCAGCCAAUCAGCGAACGCAAGUCAGUGAUGUAUUCUAUACCAACAUAUUUUUCAACACAUACAGCUCUUUUUUUAAUCUUAUUUUAUGUACAGCCCUAACCACAAAUCUCUAACUGUCUUUGUUAUCAGUCUUUGUUAUCAGCAUUAACUUGGUAGCUAGAAGUGUAAUGCUUGUAUUUAAAAAUGCAUAUAUAAAUAUAGAUUUUUUAAUAUUCACUGCAGAAUGAUAACGACAUGAUUAGUACAAUUCAUGUCAAUUACCUAACUAGAAAGUAAGGGAAAUUAUGGUUGCUGUGGUAAGUGAUUGAGUCCAGUGGUAGCAGUUAUCAACGGCUUGACCUUCGUGGGUGCGUUACAUGUUUCCAUGGUAACAGCAAGCUCCACCAAUCGAAGAU